This is a messenger RNA of Bolinopsis microptera, 1881 nucleotides long. RefSeq names its product adipocyte plasma membrane-associated protein-like. Gene Ontology annotation, cellular component: endomembrane system. Gene Ontology annotation, biological process: biosynthetic process. The transcript has 6 exons. Gene Ontology annotation, molecular function: strictosidine synthase activity; hydrolase activity. NCBI's taxonomy places the organism in Eukaryota, Metazoa, Ctenophora, Tentaculata, Lobata, Bolinopsidae. Bases 36 to 1328 code for a protein of 430 amino acids. The record is from RefSeq and is a predicted model, not a curated record.
GUAGCGUGAAAUAAUCAUCCUGUCCGUGUAGCGCUAUGUCCGGGGUGGAGUCCAGCCCACCGGACGAAGAAGAAACACCAGAUGAGAUGGAAUCAGAGACUAUGGACGCAUUCACCCUGGAUGGGGACUCUGCGGACCCCAACUAUUCUUCACUUGUCGACACCAUUACCACCAGAAUCAGCUCAGCCAGUUCGGUGUGCAAGAGAUCAGUACAGUUGAUAUCUCUCCUUCUUGUUGUGAUGAUCGCUGUUAUCGUCUCCUACAGUCCUCCGAUACGUCCUGUUACUUUCAGAAUGCCACCAGCCCCGAAGCUCACUGGACCACUAACAGAAAAUAACAGACUCAGAUCCACUCAACAGAUCCUAAAAAGUAGGAUUGUUGGGCCUGAAUCCAUAGCUAUAGGGUCAGAUGGAACCCUGUACACAGGACUAGCUAACGGUAAGAUAGUGUCAGUACGGGGUAAAGUGAUAACAGAGAUAGGCUACACUGGUCACGUGCAUUGCUCCAGUGAGGAGACUUGUGGGAGACCCCUCGGGGUCAGGAUCCACAAUGAGUCUCUCUAUGUCAUCAACGCUUACAAAGGAAUACUGAAGGUGUCCCUGAACGGUGAUUCGCAACAAAUGUUAGUGAAUAUGAAGGACGAAUCUAUACGUCUGAACAACAGACAAACCCGCUUUCUAAACGAUCUUGACAUAUCAUCGGCCGGUGUUAUCUACUUCACGGACUCGUCAUCACGACACUCUCGAGAGUACAACAUCUACGAGUUCCUGGAAGCUGGUCCCCACGGUACUCUCUUCAGUUACAACAUGUUGACUCACGAGAUUAAAGUACUGAUAUCAGGUCUACAUUUCCCUAACGGGGUCCAGUUAGCACCAGAUGAGAGCUAUGUUCUGGUAGCAGAAUGUACCCGGGCUCGGAUUGUCAGGUACUGGUUAAGGGGUGAGUUGACAGGAACAUGGGACUAUUUCGCUGUCAACCUACCCGGUUAUCCUGAUAAUAUCAGGCGGAGAGAAAGUGGAGGGUAUUGGUUAGGUAUGGCAGCUAUUAGACGACACCCUUUCUCCCUAGUUGACUCCCUAGCUCCCUACCCUCAAGUCAGAGCUACGCUCACUAAAAUCCUUCCUUAUUUUCUCCUCCGAUCUCUGGCCUCUCAGUACGGUAUGGUUGUAGUAUUGGACGAGUUUGGGAACAUAAUGGACUCUCUCCAAGACCCUGGAGGUCUUGUCAUACCGUCCAGUUCAGAGAUUGCCGAACAUGACGGCGUUCUUUACAUCGGGUCUUAUUAUUCUAGUUUCAUCGGAAAACUCCGGCUCAAAGACGAGUUUUGACUCUUUAGAGCAAACUGCCAUUAACUCACAGACAGAUGAAGUCAUUCGUAGCGGCGAACUACUUAUAAUUCAUAUUCGUGUCAUUACAUGUUGGUAUAAUUGUUGUUGACAAUGAACCUAUAAUAUAUAUAAUGGGUUCCAGAACCGAUAAGAGGUAUUUUUAAGAAGAACCAGGUAAGACUCCUGACAAAGAUUACCCCCCACCACCUGGCAGGAUACGGGCCCGGUACUCUCGUAAAUGCGGCGCUGCUUUAACGGCGACAUGAUUGCUAAUUAGCGGCGAUUAGCGCCAAUUAGCGCUAUUAUUAGUUCUGAUAUCCUCGUAAUAUGGAAACGAGCUUGCGUUUAUCCUCCACGGAUGUUGUUAAUCAUUUACGAGCGAAUCUUGAUUUGUCCGGCUGUAGGACUAGUGGUGGGUUGUUUCUCUUCAAUAGCUUUGCUGGCAGUUUUACUGAUCAGAAGUUUGAAUAAUGUAUUGUGAUUGAUGUUAUAUUUAUUUUUAUUUGUAAUUUAUAUUAAUUUUAUUAGUAAAAUGUUGAUCAGAAAGAUUUUU